This is a messenger RNA of Cottoperca gobio, 2338 nucleotides long. It is a transcript of the gene stx6, whose product is annotated as syntaxin 6. Gene Ontology annotation, molecular function: SNARE binding; SNAP receptor activity. The record is from RefSeq and is a predicted model, not a curated record. Gene Ontology annotation, biological process: vesicle fusion; intracellular protein transport; retrograde transport, endosome to Golgi. Lineage: Eukaryota; Metazoa; Chordata; Actinopteri; Perciformes; Bovichtidae. Gene Ontology annotation, cellular component: SNARE complex; endomembrane system; synaptic vesicle membrane. The transcript is spliced from 8 exons. The coding region runs from base 184 to 951 and encodes 255 amino acids.
CGUCACAGCGUCACCUCCGCUGCGGAAGCUGUUGCAUGUAAACAAAGCGGAGCGAGCAGCAGCUGUCUGAUGGAGACAAACUGAGUUAAAUCAGAAAAAACGGAAAUGAAGUUUAGUUUGUUUGAUCCGGAGCUGACCGUUUGUGUGAUGGAGGUCCGCUCCGACUGAACCGGAACCAGCAACAUGUCCAUGGAAGACCCGUUCUUCGUCGUCAAAGGUGAGGUACAGAAGGCAGUAAACGCAGCACAGAGCCUCCAUCAUAGAUGGAGCGAACUGUUGCAGGAGGGGGGCGGAGCCUCCAAGGAGGAAAUGGACUGGACGACCAAUGAGCUGAGGAACAGUCUGCGCUCCAUUGAGUGGGACCUGGAGGACCUCGACGAGACCAUCAGCAUUGUUGAGUCCAACCCAAAGAAGUUCAACCUAGACGCGGCCGAGCUUUCGAAGAGGAAAGCCUUCAUCACCAGCACCAGACAGACUGUCAAGGAAAUGAAAGAACAGAUGUCAAGUCCAACUGCUCCUUCAGUGGACAGAAAGAACAAACAGGCUCUGCUCAGUGAGCGUGGUGCUCAGGGUCCGAUCUGGCAGCCUGGUCCUGAUAAAUACAGCAGACUGGACCGCCAACUGCAGAGUGCCAACUCUCAAUUUAUAGAGGAGCAGCAGGUCCAGCAGCAGCUGAUGGCAGAGCAGCAGGAUGAACAGCUGGAGCUUGUAUCGGGAACUAUUGGAGUCCUGAAGAACAUGUCAGAGAGGAUUGGCAUGGAACUGGAUGAACAGGCCGUAAUGUUGGAUGACUUCACUCAUGAGGUGGACAACACUCAGUCUAAAUUGGACAACGUCAUGAAGAAACUGGCCAAAGUGUCUCACAUGACCAGCGAUCGUCGUCAGUGGUGUGCUAUCGGUGUGUUGCUUGCAAUCCUCUUCACCGUCAUCCUCCUCUUCUUCAUCCUCUGAUUGAUGGCGUCUCCUGUCAGCACAGAACUCAUCUUAAAUCUGUCUACUGGACUCUACCGGACUCUGCUGAACUAUACUGGAUUCUACUGGACUCUAAUAGACUCUACUGGACUCUCCUGGACGCUGCCGGACAUUACUGGACUCUACCGGACUCUGCUGAACUAUACUGGCUUCUACUGAACACUACUGGACUCUACUAGACUCUACUGGACUCUCCUGGACGCUGCCGGACAUUACUGGACUCUACCGAACUCUGCUGAACUAUACUGGCUUCUACUGAACACUACUGGACUCUACUGGACUCUCCUGGACGCUGCUGGACAUUACUGGACUCUAAUGGGUGUUCUCGUCCUCCUGAAUUGGACUGAAAAGGCACUUUGAGUGUUUGUUAAAAUUCAUCACAGAGCUCAAAGGUCAAACCAGGCGGAACAUGUUUGAUGUGUUUUAAUGAUUUGUGUUUGUUUUAUUUGAAGGGCUGAAAAAAAUAUUUCCACUCCAGUUGAACUCUUCUUUAAAACCAAUUUAACUCCAGUUCAACUUUACUUAAAUACCAGUUUACCUGUACUUUAAUACCAGUUUAACUCCAGUAUAUCUAUAUACCUUCAGUGUUACUCCUUUUAAGUGUUUAACUCCACUUGAAUCUUAAAUUAAACUCCAGUUAAAUAUAAAGUUCAGUGCAAUAUCAACUCCAUGUAAACCCAGUUAAACUCUAAAUUUGAAGUCUGCUUUUAACUCCAUGUUUAUAUCAAUGUAUCCCUGGUUUGAUUCAGGUUUAAUCCUGUUUUGACUCCAGUUUAAUCUUGGUGUAAUUGGGGUUUAAUGCUGAUUUAAUACAGUUUUAGUCCAGGUUUAUUUUAGGUUUAAUCCUGGUUUUACUCCAGUUAACUUUGGUUGUUUAGUCUAAGGUUGGAGUUGGUUUAUGGUUUGUGGAAAAUAAUGAAAUAACACUAAAACUUCCUGUUUUUGUUUACAGUUUGCGUGUUUUUGUUUUACUGACUGAAUCUUUUUCUGAUGUUUAAUGUUUUGUUUCCUGAAACGGUUUAUUUUACUUUAUUUUAUUGUUUCCUGAACUGAUUGAUCGUUCUGCAUUUUAUAGAUCUGUGGAUUGUUAAACCACUUACUUCCUGCUGCUGCUUCACAAUAAAAGCUUUUCUCCAAUGAACCUCUGGAAGGCUUUUAAUGUAAAGCUGCUGCAGGAAGUGAGAUAUAAUAAUCAUGUGACCGGUUUUAGACGGAGCAGCCAAUCACGUCGUCCCACACCAUCAGAUUCACGGUACGCGUGGCGGUGAUGAAACGUGUUUCCUGUUACUGUUAACAAAAUAAAACAAGUGUUCAGAACUCUGACUGAUGAAAAUAAAAGUCAUUAAAUACAAAAUGUAUAAACAGA